Molecule: messenger RNA, 3630 nt
Organism: Agelaius phoeniceus (red-winged blackbird)
Lineage: Eukaryota; Metazoa; Chordata; Aves; Passeriformes; Icteridae
Gene: B3GAT1
Product: beta-1,3-glucuronyltransferase 1
Biological process (GO): carbohydrate metabolic process; chondroitin sulfate proteoglycan biosynthetic process
Cellular component (GO): Golgi membrane
Molecular function (GO): galactosylgalactosylxylosylprotein 3-beta-glucuronosyltransferase activity
Source: RefSeq, a predicted model, not a curated record
AAAAGCACCACAAAGCCGGACGCAACAAACGAGGCGGAAAGGGGGGAGAGAAAGAGGCGGAGGUUGCUGGAUGGGCGAGGAGCCGCUUUGAAUCGUGCCUCUGUUCGCAGGGAUUAGAGCAUGAAUGGGAGACGCUUCCCGGCCGCGAUGGAGACAGAAGGCGGCUCCGGCUGUGCUCACAAGGUUUCCUCCCACCUGAGUCCCUGAGGUUCCUGCUGGCAGCUCCAGCAGAGCCCUGCAGAGGUGCCCUCCUGCUCCUGGCUCUGAGGCCCCUCCAAACCUGCUUCUGCAAUGGGUGGGUUGUAAGCACUGGUAAUGAGGAGCUGUGGGCCCAGUCAGUCUUGGAGAUGCCGAAGAGACGAGACAUCCUGGCUAUCGUGCUGAUAGUUCUGCCCUGGACACUGCUAAUCACCGUCUGGCACCAGAGCACCAUUGCUCCUCUGCUUGCAGUGCACAAGGAUGAUGGUGGUGACUCCCAGCGUGAUCUCGCUGCAGGCUUGGACUCCAAGGAAUACUGCCUGUCGGACCGGGACAUAGUGGAGGUGGUGAGGACAGAGUACGUGUACACGCGCCCACCCCCGUGGUCGGACACGCUGCCCACCAUCCACGUGGUCACCCCCACCUACAGCCGGCCGGUGCAGAAGGCAGAGCUGACCAGGCUGGCCAACACCCUGCUGCACGUGCCCAACCUUCACUGGAUCCUGGUGGAGGACUCGCAGCGCCGCACGCCGCUCAUCACCCGCCUGCUGCGGGACACGGGGCUCAACUACACCCACCUGAACGUGGAGACGCCCCGCAACUACAAACUGCGAGGGGACAUGAGGGACCCCCGCAUCCCCCGCGGCACCAUGCAGAGGAACCUGGCCCUCAGGUGGCUGAGAGAGACCUUUCACAAAAACAACAGCCAGCCCGGGAUUGUUUACUUUGCUGAUGAUGAUAACACCUACAGCCUGGAGCUCUUCGAGGAGAUGCGCAGCACCAGGAAGGUGUCGGUGUGGCCUGUGGCCUUUGUGGGCGGCCUGCGCUACGAGUCGCCCAAGGUGAACGCGGCGGGGAAGGUUUACGGCUGGAAAACCGUCUUCGACCCUCACCGGCCCUUCGCCAUCGACAUGGCCGGCUUUGCUGUCAACCUCAGGCUCAUCCUGCAGCGCUCCCAGGCCUACUUCAAACUGCGCGGGGUCAAGGGCGGCUACCAGGAGAGCAGCCUGCUCCGCGAGCUGGUCACCCUCAGCGACCUCGAGCCCAAGGCUGCCAACUGCACUAAGAUUUUAGUCUGGCACACAAGGACAGAGAAGCCUGUGCUGGUGAACGAGGGCAAGAAAGGAUUCACAGAUCCCAAUGUGGAAAUCUGACUGUGCAUGGCUGACAGAGACCAACAACCAGAAGAUUUCUUCAUGCACAGCCUGCAAGGUUCCUCUCCACAGCACCCACCCAGGCAGGAGCCAGGAGCUCUGCUGACUCCCACCAGUUUUAGCCUUCAGAAAAACCAAGCACCACUGCAUACAUGAAGUCCCCGGAUCCCCUGCCCUGCCUCCCGGGCUCCGGAGGUGGAGAACAAAGCACAGCAAGGCGGGACCGGCAGCUCCCGGCCCCAGGCUCCGGCUGCAACGUGAGCAGGGCUGUGCCAGCACCUGCCUGAGGGUGAGCGCCACCACAGUGGCCCCCAGGGACUGGUUUUGCUGAGCAACACGAACUUUGUGGCCGUGUGUGAGACAGCCUGAGCAGCUCUCUGGCCGUGGAGGGGACAGCUGCCUUCCUACAUGGCACCUUAGCCCUUAAUUUUAAGCCUCCUUUAAUCAGUGUUCGUUACGCUGCACAAGAGGGGAAGGGUUUGGGGCGGGGGAGAACAAGGCAGGUUAGAACAAACCCUGGAAGCAUCACUGUUCUGAUUCCCUCUCCUUUUCCUUCCUCAGUUUCACAGUUUGGGGGGCACCUGAUGUUCCUGUGUGGUCAUGGAAUCAUGGAAGGGUUGGGGUGGAAGGGACUUCAAAGGUCCUCUGGUCCAAGCCCUGCCCUGGGCAGGGACACCUGCAGCUGGACCAGGUUGCUCCUGGCCUGGAAUAUUCCCAGGAUUGGGGCAUCCCCACCUCUCUGGGCAGCCUGAGCCAGUGUGAACCACCCUCAUUGUAAAAAAUGCCCUUAUAUCUCACCUAUCCUCUUUGAGCUGGCCCCAUCUUUCUUAGAAGACCCCAGAGUGGGACAGGAGCAGGGGGCUGCUGAUCACCACCAGUUCACCACGAAUCCUGAUGGAGUCGUGUCUCCAGCAUGUGGAUCUCUAAAAAUGCUAAAAUAACUGGAAAUGGGGUUUAAUGAGAUUGUGGGGGCCAUACACCAUAAUAUUCAUCCAGAUCUUGGUCCUGUUUGGCCCUAAUUUGGCUCCCAUGAGCAUUAGGUAUGGGAUUCUCUCAAGGGUGCUCCUACAUAAAGGCAAAUUUCCACUCUUAAAAAAUAAAACUGCUUCAAACUAGAGAUUGAACACUAAGAGGUGAUUUUAGUCCAUUUCCCAUUUGACUGGAGUGUAUCCUCCAGCCCCAGCCCCUUUUUCUGCUACUGCAGAGCUGGUGUGAAAAGCCACCCUGGAGCAGUUCCCUUGGGAAGGGGAUCCUGGGCUCAGGGCUCUGCUUCUUCACCAUCUGGUGGUGCUGCCACCAUGGGUGACUCUGUUUGAGACUGCCAAGCUUGCUGAGAUACAAACUGAGGUACAACAGGCCCCUUCUCCCCAGCCAAAACCCAUAAAUUCCCUCCUCCUCCUCCAUAACUCUUGUCAAACCUUUUUCAUUCCCCCCACCCCUGUCCUAAUUCCUUCAAAAAUUUUGAAGCACAAUUUUACCUUUGAACUGAGGGAAAAAUGUAAUCCUGCAAUAGACUUGGUUAUUUUUAGCCCUAACACAUAGAACUAUUAAAAUGCUCUGGGUUUGAUUGUUGGCUUCACAGUGCAGAAGUCUCCCCUUGGACUAAUGACAUUGUGUAUUUCCUGAUAUUUCAAAGGAAAAUAUUUUUUGUAAGUUAUUUUCUCCCACUGUAUAUCAGAACCGUUGGGGAAAAGUCUCAUUCUUUAGUUCCCAGCCACAGAAGCCUUUACAAAAAUGUUCCUUUUAGAUGCAAUGGCUGAAGCACCACUUGGAAAGAAAGUGUUGGAUGCUGCUGGCUGCUCUAUGGGAACAGGUAUUGUUACCUUGGAUUAAAACUCUGCACUCAAGUAGAUUUAUUCUCUUACUGUACUGGCCUUCCAAGCUCCCUUCAGUCUGCAAACCCUACAGUGGAAAAGAGACAUUUUUCAAGGACUACCAAGUUUUCAUAGCAUUGAAAUAGUUUCCAGCUGAUGUCCUCUCCGAGCUGCAUGUUUUGGUUCACUGAUCUGAAUUCCAGUCCCUGCUGGGUUCCAACUUUCCCUCCUUGGAAGGAAAUAAUAACUUUCAGAAAAAUGCAAAGGAUGGAGUGCUGAACACAGCCCUGCACGUUUGCUCUGCCCACAGGAGCCUGGGCCCUCUCAGCUGUCCCAGAGCUGCUGUGGCCCUGGGGAGCAGAGACAGACCUGGCCAGGAUGGAGUGUGUUCCAGCUGCACUGUCUGUUCUCAGUUUUAAACAAACUGUAUUUAAAUUUGUUAAAUAAAAUGAUGGUUUCUAAGA